AUGGACCACUUAUCGUUCUGGAGGGUCCUGGCUGGCCUUCUUCUCUGCUGUCCCUAUGACCUUCUGACCGCUGCUGCCGCCAUCAAACCCACAGCAAGCAAGGGCUGCAGCACCGAGAAGGCACUCACCAUCACCCACAUCUACAGCGCGCCCGGGGAGGAUGGCGAACAGCUCCAAACCAUGGAAUCCGAUGAUAACAAGUUGGUGUUCAGGCACCAGCUGCGGCUCCAGAGCCCUGCUGCAGACUGCCAGAGGAAUGAACUGAUAGAUGACCUCCUUGCCAGGAUUCAAGCAUUAGAACUAGGGAUGAAGGAAAUGAAGGAGCAGUAUGAAGGGUGCUGUGGAGCUGCAGUUCUACAAAUCAACCACUAUAAUAAUAUCAUGCCAAGCAUCAUUCUAGAAAAGAAGGUGAAUGCACAAGAAGAUCCUUUAAAUCUACUUAUUUCCAUAGCACUUUACGGUAACUGUAAUGGGAAUGGCAAGUAUGUGCCAGCAUUAGGCCGCUGUCAGUGUGAUAAGGGCUGGGAAGGACCCGACUGUUCCAUAAAGAAAUGCCCUGUUGAUUGUGGUGAAUUCGGGAAAUGCGUUGAUGGUGCCUGUGUAUGCGCAGAGGGAUACACUGGUGUGGACUGCAGGGAGAAGAAAUGCGCUGUCGACUGUCGUCCCAAUGGCCGUUGUGUUAACGGUGAAUGCGUCUGUGAUGAAGGCUUCAUGGGAGCUGACUGCAAAGAGAAAAAAUGCGCUGUCGACUGUCGUCCCAAUGGCCGUUGUGUUAACGGGAAAUGCGUCUGUGAUGAAGGCUUCAUGGGAGUUGACUGCAAAGAGAAAAAAUGCGCUGUCGACUGUCGUCCCAAUGGCCGCUGUGUUAACGGUGAAUGCGUCUGUGAUGAAGGCUUCAUUGGAGUUGACUGCAAAGAGAAAAAAUGCGCUGUCGACUGUCGUCCCAAUGGCCGUUGUGUUAAUGGGAAAUGUGUCUGUGAUGAAGGCUUCAUGGGAGCUGACUGCAAAGAGAAAAAAUGCGCUGUCGACUGUCGUCCCAAUGGCCGUUGUGUUAAUGGGGAAUGCGUCUGUAAUAAAAACUUCACAGGAGUUGACUGCAGGGAGAAGAAAUGCGCUGUCGACUGUCGUCCCAAUGGCCGUUGUGUUAACGGGAAAUGCGUCUGUGAUGAAGGCUUCAUGGGAGCUGACUGCAAAGAGAAAAAAUGCGCUGUCGACUGUCGUCCCAAUGGCCGUUGUGUUAAUGGGAAAUGCGUCUGUGAUGAAGGCUUCAUGGGAGCUGACUGCAAAGAGAAAAAAUGCGCUGUCGACUGUCGUCCCAAUGGCCGUUGUGUUAACGGGAAAUGCGUCUGUGAUGAAGGCUUCAUGGGAGCUGACUGCAAAGAGAAAAAAUGCGCUGUCGACUGUCGUCCCAAUGGCCGUUGUGUUAACGGGGAAUGCGUCUGUGAUGAAGGCUUCAUGGGAGCUGACUGCAAAGAGAAAAAAUGCGCUGUCGACUGUCGUCCCAAUGGCCGUUGUGUUAACGGGGAAUGCGUCUGUGAUGAAGGCUGGGAAGGACCAGACUGUUCUCAGAAAAGCUGCCCUAACAACUGCGCCAAUAAUGGAGUCUGUGUCAAUGGUGUCUGUCAGUGCGCAAGUGGUUUCACCGGUCCUGACUGCAGUGAGAAGGAGUGCCUCCCGGACUGUGGCGAAAACGGCAAGUGCGUUGACGGUGUCUGCCAGUGUAACUUCGGAUAUACGGGGCUGACUUGCAGAGAGGAGGACUGUGUCGUCAAUUGUGGUGAAAAUGGCCGCUGUGAUGGUGGCCAGUGCUUCUGUGAAGAGGGAUUCUUUGGUGAAUCGUGCUCAGAAGUAAUGGCCGUGCAGAACUUGCGUCUCGUCGGCACAACAGAGGACUCUCUGAGCCUUUCCUGGGAUGUACUGGUGGAUGUGGACUAUUAUUAUAUUAGUUAUUAUCCUUACGGAGAUGCAAGCCUGAAACAGCAAAUUAAAGUUUCUGCAGACCAAGACUUCUACCAGAUUGGCAGACUGAGCCCUAGCACACUGUACCAAAUACUGAUGUACCAAGUGAAGAAUGGGGUGACCAGCGAUCCAGCCGAACUUCAAGGCCAAACUGAUGCUGGUGCUCUAGGAACUCUCUGGGUGACUGAAGAGACAGAAGAUUCCUUGGAGGUGGAAUGGGAGAAUCCUAAUAUUAGAGUGGACUACUUUAUACUGAAGUAUGCUGCCCAGUCUGGAGGAGUGGAGACAGAGGUUCAAGUGUCACAAAGCGAUGACCCCAAGACCAGAUACCUCAUUAAAGGCCUACAGCCCAGCACAAAGUAUGACAUCAGCAUCCAGUCUGUGAGAAGAGGACAGGACGGAAAAGCCUCGUCUGCAGUGGGAAUAACAGGAAUUGAUGGUCCUAAAAACCUGGUGGCUACAGACGUGGGUGAAGACACAGCCAGCUUGUCCUGGGAGGCUGCCCAAUCUCAGAUAGAUCGCUAUAUCUUAACAUAUGCAUCAGUUGAUGGACACAGGGAGGAGAUGGCAGUGAGCAAGGAGAAGACCAGUACUUUCUUGACAGGCCUUACUCCCGGUAUCGAGUAUAUAUUCAACGUAUGGGCAGAAAAAGGAAACAAGAGGAGUAAGAGAGCCACCGUGUCAGCCACGACAGACAUUGAUGCCCCCAAAAAUCUGGAGGCAUCUGAAAUAACACAGACAGAAACCACCUUGACUUGGACUCCUCCAGUAGCUCAAAUAGAUGGUUAUAUACUCACCUAUGAGGAUGCAGAUGGCAACCGUCAGGAGAUUGAAUUAGAUGCUGCAAGCAAGAGUUUUGAGCUGAAAGGUCUCAAGAAAGGAACACAGUACACUGUAUACUUGAGAGCUUACAAAGGAGAGAAAAAGAGUAGACAAGCCACCGCCACGUUCCUCACUGUGACAAUCAUAAUUACAUUCCCUGUGGAUUGUUCCCAAAUCCGACAAGCUGGCAACAGAGAAAGUGGUAUAUAUACCAUCUAUCCCGGGGGAGAGGACACAACAGGAGUCAGAGUGUAUUGUGACCAGGAUACAGAUGGAGGUGGAUGGACUGUAUUCCAGAGAAGGACUAAUGGGAAACUUGACUUUUACCAGCGCUGGAGGACGUAUGUGGAAGGAUUUGGCGAUCCCAGUGAUGAAUUCUGGCUUGGUCUGGAGUGGCUUCAUAAACUUACCUCUACUCCAGUCAAGUAUGAGUUGCGUGUGGACCUCCGGGUUGGGGAUGAGUCUGCAUAUGCUGUUUACAGCACCUUCAAUGUAGGUACUUCUAGGGACCGAUACAAACUGUUAGUUGGUGGCUACUCCGGCACAGCAGGUGAUGCUCUUAAUUAUCACAAUGGAUUAAAAUUUACUACAUGGGAUAAGGACAAUGACCUUGCUCUCACUAACUGUGCUCUAUCACAUCGCGGGGCCUUCUGGUACAAGAACUGCCACCUCGCCAAUCCUAAUGGACAGUAUGGAGAUAACAAUCACAGUAUGGGAGUUAACUGGGAGCCUUGGAAAGGUCAUGAAUUUUCCAUUCCGUUUAUAGAACUGAAGAUGAGACCUCUGGACCUGUCUGCAUGA
Molecule: messenger RNA, 3582 nt
Organism: Bufo gargarizans (Asiatic toad)
Lineage: Eukaryota; Metazoa; Chordata; Amphibia; Anura; Bufonidae
Product: tenascin-like
Molecular function (GO): protein binding
Source: RefSeq, a predicted model, not a curated record